AGUCCUCAGCAGAGAGAGAGUGAUAGUGUGUGUGUGUGUGUGUGUGUGCGCGUGUGUGUGUGUUAGAGAGAGAGAGGAGAGAGGGAGAGAGAGAGAGAGAGAGAGAGAGAGAGAGAGAGUGGAGGUAUACAGUUAUGCAAAGACCGUGUAGUGGGGUUAUAUUGCCAUUACGCGCUAUUACGCACUGACAGCUACUUUCAGGAGAGGAGCUCUCAGCGCACAGGAGCGGGAUUUUGGAUUCCUCACAUUUACUGGAAGAAGUCAGAGGUUUUCAUUAACAUUCAGCUUGAUCUUCAGAGCAGACCAGAGUCAGCUGCCUCCAUCCGCACAGGAAUGGUGGAUCACUUGCCGCUUGGUGAGGAGACCUUCCUGUAUUACACCGGCUCCCUGGGGUCUGACUACAACUGCCUCUGUCGCCACGCCAAUGGUGGCGUGUCGCCGGGCAUCAUGGUAACCGACGCAUGCAUCUACCACCACCACCACCACCACCACCCUUACCAAGGGGUGAUGGUCUCCUCCUCGCCUCGCCUCUCUGAGGACGACCUCAGUGAGUCCUCCAGCCCUCGUUCGUCCCUCUGCUCCAGCCCUGAGUCCUCGUCGCCAACCUCGCGGCACGUUUUCGGCUCCAGCUACGAAAGCAGGAGCAGCAGGAGCAGCGGGAGCUGUAGCUCUUCAUCAGGAGGAGAGAGUCAGGACAGCCUGCUGGACCUCCUGCUCUCACAGACCUCCCUCAGCACUUCAUUAAGCUCUAUUGCCAGCAACAGCAGCUCCCUUUCUUCUCCUCUUUCUUCCUCUCUAUGCCUCUCUUCCCCACCCUUCUCUUCCUCCUCGCCUCUCACUGCCCCCCUUUUACCCAUGGGCUUGGCCUGGGAGUCCAAGAGGGAGCAGCGGCUGAGUCUCCUCCAGCAGCAGGCCAAAGAGGACUGUUACGAGUUCCCCGUCUUCCUUGACGAGCUGCAGGACCCGGCGACGCUCCUCUUUCAGCCCACCCUGGAGGAGAUAGAGGAGUUCCUCGAGGAGAACAUGGUUGUGGCGAUGGAGAAAGAAGAGGAGGGGAUUGAUGAGGCGAUGUCACCGACAUCAGAGGAUGCUGAGGCGGAAGGCUCAAGGACAUUAGCAGGAGAACUUGUAUCAGUACCACAUAACUCAGAUCAGACUGUUCCUGUGGCUCAUUCUCCUCUAUCCAACUACACAGAGACCAAACAUUCACCGUGUGCAUCUGACAUGGACAGCUCAACAUCAACAGAGGAUGCUAGUUGCAUAACUAGUUCUAAUUCUCCUAUUAGUCGAGUUGAUGGGAUUAAACAGGAGGACUGUGGAUCAUCGCCUGCCUCAUCAGAAGGUACCAGUGUCGCCUCAGGCGUCCCUGUCAUCCUACAAAUCCAGCCCAUACAGAUCAAACAAGAACCGAACCCCAGUGCCAUAUCAGAUGCUGUAACCCAGCCAACCCAACCUCAGAAAACCACAUCCCAGCCAACACAGGCCCCGUCGGAUAUCAAAAUUGCCCAGCUCCUGGUCAACAUCCAGGGGCAGACCUUUGCUUUGGUGCCUCAGCUGCUUUCCCCAACAAACAUUAGUAGCUCAAGUAAAAUGGGAAGCACCGCUUCAUCCAAAUUUGUCCGGAUUGCGCCGGUGCCCAUUGCCGCCAAACCCACUGGGCUCGGGGAAGGCGGGUUGGGUGGAGGUUCGGCUGCAGGGGUCCUCACUGGAGGUCAGAGGUACCAGAAGAACGCAGUAGCAGACCUUAUUAAAAUGCACAAGUGCUCUUUUCCCGGCUGUAAUAAGAUGUACACCAAGAGCAGCCACCUUAAAGCCCACCUGAGGAGGCACACAGGGGAGAAGCCCUUCGCCUGCACAUGGCCCGGCUGUGGAUGGAGGUUCUCCCGGUCCGACGAGCUGUCCCGACACCGCCGCUCCCACUCAGGAGUGAAACCGUAUCAGUGCAUCGUGUGCGAGAAGAAGUUUGCCCGCAGCGAUCACCUGUCGAAACACCUCAAAGUCCACCGCUUUCCACGAAGCAGCAGGACAGGACGCUCUGCAAACUGACCCCCCUGACCCACUCUGACAGACUGACGCUAAGCAGGGGGGAGGGUGGGGGGGUGGGAUGGUUGUUUGUGUGUGUAAGAGGAAAGACAGAAGAGGAGGAGGAGGAGGAGGGGGGUGAAAGUUGAAACACCUCUGUGCAGGACUCUUUAUGCUUGUGUGCGUUUAUGUUCAAAUAUGUACGCGUGACGUACAUUCAUGGUACUGUGAUAAUUUAUUGGGUGGCGAGGAAAAGACUGUAAAAACUAAACUAAAACAGAAAACUGUUACUUGACAUAACACCCUCACAGGUGGAAUAAGCUUCUUGUAUAUUACAACAUUUAUUUGUCUCUCAGAUCUUUUUAGCUAAUCUAAUUUGAAGAAAGAUUUUCUAUUCAGAGUAUUUUUUUACACUCUGAGAUGUGUGCUAGUGCUAAUGUGAGUCAAAAGCCUUAUAUCAACAAAGGUUGUAACACUGGGGGGUGUGCUACUAUUUAAAACCCCCAGUUUUCUUUUCCCUUCCUGGAGCCAAAUGUUGUUUAAAAGUAAUUAGCAAAAAAAAAAAAAAAAAAAAAAAAAAAAAAAAAAAAAAAAAAAAACAGAAAGAAAAAAGGAAAAAAAAUGAUCAUCGCUUACUGGCUUGAAUUUAAUGUGUCGCUAACUGGACAUUGUAUUUGGAAGCAUUGGGAUUUCAUUCUUUUUCGAUAGACAGCAGAGUAAAUGAUGCAUCGACAUUCCUUUAGCUUUGAAUCAGUCUCUUUGUUGCCUUUGGGUCUCGUUACAGGAAAAAAAAAAAAAAAACACUGUAGUAACCUCAAACACAAGAACAGAGCUCAUGCUCACCAACAAGGAUCAUUGCAAUAUGGGAUUUGCACUAGUGCACAUGAAAUGUCUGGUUUCUGCCCAUAGUGAGUAUUUUGUGUAAGUGCACUCAAGUUCUAUAACGCCUUUGUGUCAUGGUUAAAAAAAAGAUUUUUGUCAGAAGAGUUGUCGUUUUUAUGGCCUUUUUGGAUCAAAACAGAGUAUUUACAAAAUCCUGAUAAAAUCAUUUGCUUUCUAGUUUUGUGCUGUUAUGUGAUGCCAUCUCAUGUAUUACUUUAUGACACUUUACUUACUUCAUGUCACAGCUGUCAAAAAUAUGCAGGCUCAAAUCAUACAAAAUGGUGGUGAAUUCACACAUGAAAAGUUUUGGCAUCACUAACUUGAGCAUCUCUUGCCAAAUCAAGUUUUUUUUUUUUCCCUUUCCCUCUUCGUUACACAGAAUUAUUUCAACACAGAUGAAUUAAUUGAAUUUAACUGGAAUUUUUUUGGACUUUAUUUCCCUUUUGUUGAGAUCUGAAUUGUGUGUCAUUGAAACAUCCGAUAACAAAUUCAUCCAAGACCAGUAAAAUAAAUGCACUAAAGUAAGACUAAGUAACUUGUGAUGAACAGCACCCGCUCAUUUAUCAGUCAUUUACCGGAUAAUUGGGAAUUCUAAAAACGUAACGUCACACCAGCCCAAGUAGAGAAGAGUCGUUGAACAAAUAGACUCACAUUAGCAAAUAUUAGCCACCAAAAGCUGCUGGUCAUACCAGACCGAGUCAGGCAGUAACAGCAAAGCACUUCACUGUGCUGAGCUUAUUAAGGGAGUAUUUUAUUACUUAUGAAACAUUUUAUUUGUAAGAGAAUGAAAUUGAUUUGUCAUCUUUCAAAAGUUAUAUGGACUCGCUUUGAUAUAUGGAAUAUUUUGCACCUGUCUUAGAGGAGGGGUCAAAGUUCGCUCCCACUGAAGCUGAAGUUCUUGAGCAAAAGUCUAUUUUUUUUUCCAGUUCCUUCCAUAUUAAUUACAUGAGAUGAAAAAUUGAAUGAUUUACAUAUCAAAUUUAACUGGAAUUGUUUGUACUUGUUACCCAUUUGUUGAGACUGGAAUUCUAUGCCAAUAACAAAUUCAUCUUCAUGUAUCCCACUCGUUUUCUUUGGUUUUGCCCUGAUGUGACUCGCUGCAUAUUCUUCAAACGUUGAUUGAAAAUUGAAAAGCAUCCAGGAAACACUACUAUCUGUCUUUGGGCUUCAUAUCAAAUAUCUUGCCACAAACUGAUAUGCCUUUUGUCGUCUUGUACUGUAAGGGAACAGUGACUGUUUUGCUUUUCUGUCAUAUUACAUCUUUAUGUAUAGAUUACUUUAUUCUGUGUCACUCUGCAUCUCAGCUGAAUUAAACCAAACAAAUCAUGGGAGGGACACAAAAUGCCUGCUGCACAGAGUUCAGAGAUGGUUUCCUGUUCCAUAAGGUCGAGGAUCAGUUCACAAAUUGAGGAAAUUAUGUUAAAAUUUGAAUUGAAAUUCAGUUUUUUUUUUUGUUUUGUUUUGAUAUGUUGAAACAAACCUUUUGAGUGUUGGGUACACAGCACCUGAUGCUGUAUGGAGGAAGCGUAUUAACUCUGUCAGGCAUUCCUUCCAUACAAUCAGAAGAAACACUUUUCUGAAUGGGCUUGCUACGUGAGCCCAUGAAUGUAUGUAAAUACUGUAUAUGCAUCUGAAAGGAGAACUGAAAUAUUCUUCUAGUGAUUUCUGCGAUUGUGAAAGAUUUUUAAAAAAAAUAUGUAAAGAAAAAUGUACAUAACAUGAUAAUUCAAAUAUAUAGUGAAAAAAAUGUAGCAACUGUUUUUUUUGUUGGGUGUUUACACGACACAUUAUUAAAAAGGGCUCAUGAAAUGUUUCGUGGUAUGUCCAUGGAUCAGCAUUUUUAAAAAUACAUAUGUGCAAAAGCAUUUCCUGAUUUGCACAUCAAGUGCAGUGUAGCAUAUUGUAUUAUGAAACAUGUGAUAAGUCAUUUUCAAAUGUGCUCUGUAAACACUGCACAAAAAGAGUUGCUAAAAAUGUUAUAUUUUUCGCUCUUGUUCUACUACGUAAAACACAUUUACAAUAAAAAUUUCAAAACUAA
This is a messenger RNA of Seriola aureovittata, 4942 nucleotides long. RefSeq names its product Krueppel-like factor 15. The transcript is spliced from 3 exons. Lineage: Eukaryota; Metazoa; Chordata; Actinopteri; Carangiformes; Carangidae. The record is from RefSeq and is a predicted model, not a curated record. Gene Ontology annotation, biological process: regulation of transcription by RNA polymerase II. Bases 334 to 2046 code for a protein of 570 amino acids. Gene Ontology annotation, molecular function: DNA-binding transcription factor activity, RNA polymerase II-specific; RNA polymerase II cis-regulatory region sequence-specific DNA binding.